AUGAAAAAUGAUGAAUUAAUUGAAAAUUUUUGUGUUUACUGUAAUUCAAAUAAAUCCUUUUCAUAUUUUCAAAAAAGUCUUGACCCUCCUAAAAAUUUGUUUAAAAAUGAAUACGAAAAAUUAGUUAAUACAAAAACGAUAAAAUAUAAAUGGAUAAAAAAUUUAUCAUAUAACGAAUGUUUGCAACAAGUUUUAAAAAAUUUAGAUGAAUGUAAUCUACAAUUUAAAGGUAAAUGCGAAAGAAAAAACAAUUCAUUAAUAUAUAGAAAUGAACAGUUUCAUGCUUAUAACAAAAAAUUUUUAAAUGAUGAAAAAUAUAUAAAAUAUGCUAUUUUUAAUAAUAGAAAAAAUAAAAAUAGUUUUAAACCAAAAAUAUUCAUAGACAAAAUAUUAGGAAUAAAAAAUAGAUACAAAAUUGAUUCAAAAAAUAAUUUUAUAAAAGAAAACAACUCAAAAAAUAAAUUAAAAAAAGACAACCAUUUAAAAAAUGAUAUUAUAAAAGAGAAUUAUUCAAAAAAUAAUUUUAUAGAAAAGGAAACUUCUAGCAUUUAUACAAAAGAGAAAAAUUUUAAAAAUGAAUUUACAAAAGAUAGUAAUUUAAGAAAUGUUAUUAUAAAAGAAAAUAACUUAAAAAAAGAUUUUGUUGAAGAAGGAAAUUUCCAAAGUAAUUUUGUAAAAGAAAAAAAUUUGAGUGGAAAUUUUAUAAAGAGUAAUAAAUUAAAAAAUAUAAAAUUAGGAAAAAGAGAAAAAAAAAAAAAAAAAAAGGACAUAUUUAAAUAUUUAUUUAAUAUUUUUAAAAGAAGGAAAUAUUAUAAAACAAUAUUCAAAUUGUGGUUAGAUAAUUUUUUAAAAAGAAAUGGAAUAUUAAAUAAAAAAUUAGUUAAAAAAUUAAUUAAUUAUUUGAUUAUAAAAAAUUCUAUCAUUUUUGAUGUUGAAUUAUGGAAUUUUUUUUUUUGUAAAAACUUGAUCAAUCAUUUUAAUGUAAAUUUGUAUUUCCUUAUAGGAAAGUCAGGAAAUAAAAAAGAAGAUUUUAUAAGAGAUUUGUUUCAUUCUUUUCCUUUUAAAUAUAGCAAUGAUGAUAUUUUUAUUAUAGACAUAAUUCAAUAUGAAAAUUUCCCAAUAGUAUGUGACUACAGAUAUAUAGAAUCAAUGAAUUUUACAAAUUGGGAAAAAAUUGAAAAAAAUAACGAGAUAUUUAAUGAAAUGAAUAAUAAAAACUAUGAGAUUAAUAGAAAUUAUGUACUAAAAUGUCUUAAUAAAACAAAUUUCUCAUUUAAAAUAUGUGAUUCUUUUAAAAUUAAAAAUAAAUAUUUAAAAUUAGUUAAUUUAGAAAAAAUUAAAAAUUUAAAUUAUAUUAAUUUAUAUGUGAACAAGCCAAAUAAAGUAAAUUACAAAAAAUUAAGUGUGGGAACAUGCCUAAGAAACUUAAAUGAAAUAAAUGAUAACUAUGUAUGGAAUAAAAUUUCUAUUAAUAACAACUCUUUUGACAAAAAUGUUGCAUUGUCCAGUAACUUAAAUAAUAAUUUAUGUAAUUAUAAUAGUAUAAAAGAGGAUGUCAGAAGCGAAAGAAUUUUAUCUAUUUUUUCAGAUAGUGAAAGUGUUAGUAGUUUUGACUUAUAUAAUUUAAAAAAUAAUGAAUUUAAUAAAAAUGUUUUUUCAGAAAAUAAAGAAUGGAAAGAAUAUAAAAAAAAAUUAUAUGUAAAUAAAAUUCUUUACCCUUAUUACUACGAACUUGUAUUAAAAGAAAAUACUAUAAUAAAUAUAAAAAAUAGGAAAGAAAUUCAAAAAAUCGAUAAAUUUAAUAUGAAUUUAGAAUAUAUAUUAAUAAGUUUUACUAAAAUAGCUUUAGUGAAGCAAUUAGUAUGGAAAAAGAAAAUUUUUAGGUUGUUGUUUUUUUUUUUAAAAAAUAAAAAAAAAAAAAAUUUAAAUAAAAAAAUAUUAGGGUUAAAUUUAUUUAAUGGUGGUUACUCUUUUUUAUUAAUAAAAAAUUUUGAUUAUAUAAAUAAUUUCCCAAUUUUUAAAAAGAACUGCAUCAUGUUUUUAUUUUUAAAAUAUAUUUAUAUAUGGAAAAAUAUGAAUUUAAAUGCUCAUAUUUUUAUUAUUUCAUCUUUCGUUGGUAAUAAUAAUUUUAAUAAUAGUAAUAAUAAUGAUAAUAUUAUUUCUUUAUUUAAUUCUUAUGUAAAUAAUUUCUUUGUUUUUAUUUUUCCACAUUUUCUUCAUAAAAAAGACAGAUAUGAAUUAUUAACUCAUUUAUACAGAAAAAAUAAUUUAAAUUAUUCAAAGAAGCAUAUUAAGAAUAUUUCUAAAAUAACUAGCAGUUUUAAUAGAGAAAAUUUAAUGAAAUUAUUUCAAGAUGAAUAUAGAGAAAGAAUUAUAAAUUUAUUAAAAAGAAAUAGAAUUACCAUAAAAGAUAAAAAAUUUAUUAAAAAGUUAUUUCAAAAUAUUAAUAAUAAUCAUUUUUUUUCUGAAGCUCUUAGUUUUCAAAAUGAUUCUCAUAUAUACGUUCACUCUCAUGAAAUUGAAUUAUAUAAGAAAAAAAACUUUAAUACAUUUUGUAAAAAAUUACGAGAAAAGACAUAUGGAUUUGGUGAAAUAAUAGGUGAAGAUACUUUAAUAACUAGAUUAAAAAAGGAAGUUAUUGAAAAUUUUAAUAUUGAUAAAAAAAAAAAUAAAACAUCUAUUAAUUUUUUUGAUAGUGUAGGUAUAUUAAUACAUGGUAAUAGUGGAUCUGGUAAAACAUUUAUAUCAAAAAAAAUUAUUGAGGAAUGUAAUUGUAAUUCUAUUAUUAUUAAUUGUUCAAAUAUAUUUAAUAAAAUAAUGGGAGAAUCAGAAAAAUUUCUAAAUGAAAUUUUUGAAUUUGCAAAAAGUAAAUUACAGCCAUGUAUAAUUCUACUAGAUGGUAUAGAAAACAUAUGCUUUAAAGAAAAUAUUACUGAAGUGGAGAAAUUUGCAAAAAGAUUAAAAUUAUGUUUUUAUGAGAAUAUUGAUAAAAUACAUUUUGAACAAAAAUGGAAAAAUAAUCCUUGCUUAAUUUUAAUUAUAGCCACUACAACGUCCAUUGAUAAUAUUGAUGACAAUCUUUUAAUGAAUCAUAGAAUAAAAUACAUUUAUCAAACAAAAGACUUUCAUUAUUGGGAUAAUAAAGAUAUUUAUAAACUUUUCGGAAAAUGCUUAAAAAGUAACAAUAUAAAAUCAACUGAUUUCUUAUACUCAGAAAGUUUUAAAACUUUUAUAUCAGAAAAUAUUCUUGAGAAAAAGAAGAAUCUAUCUCCUCUGUAUAUCUCUAACUUGUGUAGAGAUACGUUAAUUCACUACUUAAAAAGGACUAUUAAAGGAGGUGAAAUGAAAAAUGAAAUUAUAGUGGAGGAUUUCUACAAAUCCCUUAAGAUGAAUUACUGA
Plasmodium relictum is the source of this 3399-nucleotide messenger RNA. RefSeq names its product AAA family ATPase, putative. NCBI's taxonomy places the organism in Eukaryota, Apicomplexa, Aconoidasida, Haemosporida, Plasmodiidae. Bases 1 to 3399 code for a protein of 1132 amino acids. Gene Ontology annotation, molecular function: polyubiquitin modification-dependent protein binding; ATP binding; ATP hydrolysis activity. Gene Ontology annotation, biological process: retrograde protein transport, ER to cytosol; mitotic spindle disassembly; autophagosome maturation. The record is from RefSeq and is a predicted model, not a curated record. The transcript has 2 exons. Gene Ontology annotation, cellular component: nucleus; cytosol; VCP-NPL4-UFD1 AAA ATPase complex.